This is a messenger RNA of Nothobranchius furzeri (turquoise killifish), 2521 nucleotides long. RefSeq names its product mitochondrial adenyl nucleotide antiporter SLC25A24. Gene Ontology annotation, biological process: ADP transport; ATP transport; transmembrane transport. Lineage: Eukaryota; Metazoa; Chordata; Actinopteri; Cyprinodontiformes; Nothobranchiidae. The record is from RefSeq and is a predicted model, not a curated record. Gene Ontology annotation, molecular function: ATP transmembrane transporter activity; calcium ion binding. Gene Ontology annotation, cellular component: mitochondrial inner membrane.
UUGUCAUUGACCACGCUCGGUUUACCUGUGGAUUACGCGGUGGAUUAAUGAACGAUGGACAAUAUGGAUUAAUAAUCGGAUUAAUGCUUUGCAGCACGGCUCGUCUGUACGCUGCUUCCACAUUAGCUCUGCGAUGUUUCAGGCGCUGCGGACGGCGUUACUACCGCGCGCUGGUUGCAGCUUCUGGGAUGCCGGCAGUGAGCGCUCCUACCAGGAGCUGUUUGAUAAACUCGACACCAACAAUGAUGGCAAGGUGGAUGUGGCUGAGUUACGAGCGGGCCUUAAGAAGAUGGGGAUGUUCCGCCACGGUGCUGCACAGAAGAUUGUUUUAACUGGAGACCAGAACCAGGAUGGCUGUUUGGACUUCACCGAGUUCACCAAAUAUCUGAAAGACCAUGAGAUGAAGCUGCGGCUGACGUUCAAGAGUCUGGACAGGAACAACGACGGGCGCAUCGAUGCCUCGGAGAUCCAGCAGGCGCUUGCAGAACUGGGCAUAGAAAUCAACAGGGAGGCUGCUCAAAAGAUUUUGCAGAGCAUGGACAUCGAUGGGUCCAUGAUGGUCGACUGGAAUGAGUUUAGAGAACACUUCCUGCUCUACCCUGCCUUCAACCUGGAAGAAAUCAUUCGCUACUGGAAACACUCCUUAGUGCUGGAUAUAGGAGACAGUCUUUCCAUCCCGGACGAAUUCACAGAGGAGGAGAAGAGCUCGGAUGUCUGGUGGAAGCAGCUCGUUGCAGGUGCAGCAGCAGGCGCCGUCUCCCGCACUGGCACCGCCCCCCUGGACAGACUCAAGGUCUUCAUGCAGGUUCAUUCAUCCAAAACCCACAGGAUCAAUCUGAUUGGAGGCUUCAGGCAGAUGAUCAUGGAGGGUGGUCUGAUGUCACUGUGGAGAGGAAAUGGAAUCAAUGUUUUAAAGAUCGCGCCUGAGACGGCCAUCAAAUUCAUGGCUUAUGAACAAUAUAAGAAGCUGCUGUCAUCAGAGGGAAAGAAGAUUGAGACACAUAAGAGGUUUAUCGCCGGCUCUAUGGCUGGAGCCACAGCACAGACGGCCAUCUACCCAAUGGAGGUGCUAAAAACUCGCCUGACCUUGAGGAAAACUGGCCAAUAUGCAGGAAUGUUUGACUGUGCAAAGAAGAUCCUGAGGAAGGAGGGAGCCAUUGCUUUCUAUAAGGGCUACGUUCCAAACUUAAUUGGCAUUAUUCCCUACGCUGGUAUAGACCUCGCUGUUUAUGAGACUCUAAAGAACACCUGGUUGUCGUAUCACGCCAAAGACUCGGCUAACCCUGGAGUUCUGGUGUUGCUGGGUUGUGGGACCAUCUCCAGUACUUGUGGCCAGCUGGCCAGCUAUCCUCUCGCACUCGUACGCACACGGAUGCAGGCGCAAGCGUCUCUGGAUGUGUCAGACCAGCCCUCCAUGAGCUCCUUGUUGAGGACAAUCGUAGCCAAAGAUGGCUUCUUUGGGCUCUAUCGUGGCAUCCUGCCAAACUUCAUGAAAGUCAUCCCUGCUGUCAGCAUCAGUUAUGUGGUUUAUGAGUACAUGAAGACUGGCUUAGGAAUCUCAAAAUAAGCGUGAACAAAAAGAGGAUCAUUUAGUGUUUUAUCAGACUUGGAAAAAAGCCUGCAAAUAAAAAAAAUUCCAAAACGACAGACGGACAUCCAACGUAAAGAGCAUGACUUCAUCGGACGGAAGGCUGUAUGGUUUUUUUAGAGCUGCCUGCCAGUAGUGUUUUAAUCAGUUGUGGUGUGCAUGCUUCUUUUAUUAUCCUAAAGUUGCACAUAACACACUCUCUACUUUUACACUUUGUCCCAAACAAUAGAUGACACACACACACACACACACACACACACACACACACACACACACACACACACACACACUUCUGAGGCUACAUAAUAGUAAAAAAACACAACAUUAUAUAUUUAGUUUCAAUGUUUUCCAGGUAAUGACUGUGACAGGAAAAGUUUGUCUUAACGGAAAACUAUUUUCUGUGUGGAAAAUAGUCACCUGCCACAUUUGUGUCAGAAUGAGAAAAUCAACACUGUCUGAGUUUGCACACGUCUAAACACUGGAGACAGGAUUUUACACUUUUUAGUUUUAAAACGACUUGUUUUACAGGACUGCAAAUGUUCAGGUGGUAGCUGCUGGUUUUAAAAACAACACAUUUUUCUAACGGUGGAACAAUGCCUGUGUGUGUGUGUGUGUGUGUGUGUGUGUGUGUGUGUGUGUGUGUGUGUGUGUGUGUGUGUGUGUGUGUGUGUGUGCGCACGCACACGUGUGGGUGUGUGGGUGCGUGUGUGUGUGCAAAGACAUGCAUGUUGUGCAAUGUGAAAAUAACUCACCCCAUAUUCUUUGUGAUCAUUUAAUUGUGCCUUACAGCCUCUUGAUGCAAACCUCUGCGAUGAGUUUUUUAGCUGCAUAUACUGUUUUAAUGUACUGUACGUUUUCAGUUAAGCUUAUUUAUUGGACUGACUGAUUAAAAACUGUUAUAACAGGUCCGACUGAAAAUACCUGCAAAGACCA